AUGUUUGGCAGUACCAAUGAAAUUAACGAAGUUUUGGAUAUGGAAAUGGAGCACCACCUUAGCAAUGGCAAUGUUGAGGCAUGGAUCAUGCUGUCGAUAUUUCGAGGUCAUAUCGAUGCCAUGAUACAAUUUGCAAGCCAGAGAGACCUGCUAUGUCCCUACCUUAUCAGUAUAUCGCCCUGCGUAUCUUUUAAAUAUUGGAAGGACGCUACUCAGCUGUAUCUCGCACAAAUAGAUAGACUCGUUGCGAAAGGGGAAGAAGAUAAAUUAUUACAAUUUAAAAAUUACGGUGGCCCAGUGUAUCGUAAAGUUGGCUCGUUACUGAGCGUACACGAUGUAAAGGGCGCCGUUGCAGCUCUCAUAGAGUCUAGACUUUACAAAGAGGCGUACAUAUUGUGCAGGACAAGGCAUAUGGAGAGCAUAGCGUCGGAAACACUGCAUAAAUGGGCCGAGGAUUGUUUCCGAACAGGCAGUUGGACUUUGGCUGCUAUUUGUUACAUUGCUCUUGGAGAUUUAUCUCAAGCUGCCACAAUACUUGGGAAAUCACAAAAUCAAGCAUGCUUAUGUCUGGCUGCAGAUAUAGCAAAAGUGGCCGGAUAUAACACUUUCGCAGAUCAUAUAGAGGAAAGAAAGUUGCAAGUAAAGCCAAAAAAAAUGAAAACAGAAACCGAUAAGUUAUUAGAAGAUUUACCAUCCAGGAUGGAACUUUUAAUGAAGAGCGGAAUGGGUGUGGACACCCCAGCGCUGAACGCAUCUGCAUCUGAAAUUAAUGAAUAA
This is a messenger RNA of Parnassius apollo (apollo), 777 nucleotides long. Lineage: Eukaryota; Metazoa; Arthropoda; Insecta; Lepidoptera; Papilionidae. The record is from the annotation of a GenBank genome assembly.